AUGGCGCACCAAGCAGACGCAAAGUCUAUGCUGGACAGCAGAGGACUAUACACCGGCGCCACCGUCCACGGCGUCAACCCUCUCCUGCUCGUUGAGAAGAUCAUCCGCGAGCGCAUCUUCGAGAGCCUCUACUGGAAAGAGCAAGCCUUCGGUCUCAACGCCGCAACGCUCCUCGACCGCGCCGUAGAACUCACAUACAUCGGCGGCCAAUACUCGAACCAGAAGCCGACCCCAUUCCUCUGCCUCGCGUUCAAGCUGCUGCAGCUACAUCCGGAGCGUGAGAUCGUGCUAGCGUAUCUCCACGACGACGAGUUCAAGUACUUGCGCGCGCUCGCGGCGUUCUAUAUUCGGCUGACGUGGAACGCCGUGGAUAUCUUCAAGACGCUGGAGCCGCUAAUGACAGAUUAUCGGAAGCUGAGGGUGAGGGGGAUGGGCGGGUGGAGGCUUACGCAUAUGGAUGAGUUUAUUGAUGAUUUGUUGACGAAGGAGCGAGUGUGUGAUAUUGCACUACCGCAUAUUAAGACGAGGGCGAUGCUGGAGGAUGCGGAUGAGUUAGAGCCAAGGGAUAGUGCUCUGGGGAGUGAGCUUGAGAGUGAAGGGGAGGAGGAGGAUGGUGACGAGAAGGAGGACGAGAAGGAGGGUAGUGGGAAGGAGAAAGAGAAAGAAAAAGAAAAAGAGAAAGAGGCACCUAUUAAAGAGGAGCCUAUGGAUGAGGAUACCGAGAAGGUAGUGAAAGUGAAGACUGAGGAUGAUGAAACAAUGGAGACGGCUGAAGACUAG
Messenger RNA from Morchella importuna, 780 nucleotides. RefSeq lists its product as uncharacterized. Lineage: Eukaryota; Fungi; Ascomycota; Pezizomycetes; Pezizales; Morchellaceae. The transcript has 2 exons. The record is from RefSeq and is a predicted model, not a curated record. Bases 1 to 780 code for a protein of 259 amino acids. Gene Ontology annotation, cellular component: precatalytic spliceosome.